This is a messenger RNA of Capronia epimyces CBS 606.96, 894 nucleotides long. RefSeq names its product GPN-loop GTPase 3 like. The record is from RefSeq and is a predicted model, not a curated record. Bases 1 to 894 code for a protein of 297 amino acids. Gene Ontology annotation, molecular function: GTPase activity. Lineage: Eukaryota; Fungi; Ascomycota; Eurotiomycetes; Chaetothyriales; Herpotrichiellaceae. The transcript has a single exon.
AUGUCCAAGUUCGGCUGCCUGGUAAUGGGCCCCGCUGGCGCCGGGAAGACCACAUUCUGCACCGCCAUGAUCCAACAUCUCCAGCAUAGCCGCCGGUCAUGUUUCUACGUCAACCUCGACCCCGCGGCCAAUGAGUUCGCCUAUCAACCCGAUCUGGAUAUCCGAGAUCUCAUCUCUCUAGAAGAUGUAAUGGAGGAGAUGUUAUUAGGGCCCAACGGCGGCUUAAUAUUCUGCUUCGAAUUUCUUCUACAAAAUCUCGACUUCAUCGCCAAUGCCAUCGAGCCUCUCUCCGAAGAAUACCUCAUCCUAUUCGAUCUACCCGGUCAGAUCGAACUAUACACACACAUUCCUCUGCUGCCUGAGCUGGUAAAAUAUCUGUCUAGAAUGGGCCCGUUGAACAUCAACCUGUGCGCUGCAUACCUGCUCGAAGCCACCUUUGUGGUCGACAAGGCCAAAUUCUUUGCCGGAACCCUCUCGGCGAUGAGCGCAAUGAUCAUGAUGGAAUUGCCACACAUCAACAUCCUGUCCAAAAUGGAUCUGGUGAAAGACCAAGUUCCCAAGAAAGAACUGAAGCGUUUUGUCGAUCCCGAUGCGAACCUGCUCGACGACGAAGAUACCGGUCGAGGGGCAGCUGAGCACACAGUUGACGUCAGUGACCCCCGAGAAGUCGACCAGGUCAUGAGUGGGGAUUCAUUCAAGCGGCUCAACCGUGCCGUGGCCAGGCUGAUUGACGAUUUCAGUAUGGUAUCCUUCCUGCAACUGGACGUGAACGAUGAGGAAAGCGUUGGCGACAUUCUGAGUUAUAUUGACGAUGCCAUCCAAUUCCACGAAGCACAGGAACCGAAAGAUCCCAGGGAGAGGGAAAUGGAAGAGCCAGCCUGGGAAGAGGGCUGA